Molecule: messenger RNA, 2499 nt
Organism: Paracoccidioides lutzii Pb01
Product: DNA repair helicase RAD25
Exons: 3
Coding region: 1-2499 (832 amino acids)
Biological process (GO): transcription initiation at RNA polymerase II promoter; nucleotide-excision repair
Cellular component (GO): transcription preinitiation complex; nucleotide-excision repair factor 3 complex; transcription factor TFIIH holo complex
Molecular function (GO): 3'-5' DNA helicase activity; DNA binding; hydrolase activity
Source: RefSeq, a predicted model, not a curated record
AUGCCUCCCAAAAGGAAAGCGGCUGGUGGUCUUUCAGAACGUCCUUCCAAACGGGCCACUCCGGUCCCAGAUUCCACACCGCACAGUGUCCUCAGUAGUGAUGAGUAUUCAGAUUCGGGUGCAGCGGAUGAUAGUGAAUAUGAUGGCGAUAGUCUGAAACAGGUAGUGGAGAAGUUUUCUCUUCAAUCCUUCAGCCAAAAGAAAAGGCCCGAAAUCCAACGACAGGAUCCCCAUUUUGGCUACAAAGACUUCUCGUCCUUACCUUUAAAGCCGGAUCAUGCAAACCGUCCGCUAUGGAUCGAGCCGCUGAAAGGCACCAUCACUCUGGAAAGCUUCUCGCCACUAGCAUCCCAAGCACAAGAUUUUCUUACAACGAUAGCCGAACCAUUAUCGAGACCUACGCAUUUACACGAAUAUCGAUUGACAGGAAACAGCCUUUAUGCCGCUGUGUCAGUGGGACUACUGCCUAGGGACAUAAUCAAUUUCCUUGAUCGAUUGUCAAAAACGCCAUUACCGGAAACAAUCAAAUCAUUUAUCAUCAAUUUUACAAAGUCAUAUGGAAAGAUAAAAGUCGUUUUGAAGCACAAUAGAUUUUUUGUCGAAAGUUCGGAUCCUGCAACGUUGCAGAUGCUUCUUCAAGAUGAGGUUAUUGGCCCACAGAGACUACAGAAUUCGGAGGGUAUAAUACAGCAAGCUGCUCCAAAAAUGGGAGGAUUGGUCAUCCCUGGAACCAAAGAUGCGGCUGGAGUGAAACAAACCCAAGACCAGAAGCUAGCAGCAGGAGAGACGAAUGGCCGACCGAAGGAGGACGACAUCUUAGUUGAUUUGAGGGAAGAAGACGACGACGAUGACCCAGGGCAGGUUCAUAGUUUUGAGAUUCCGAAUACCGCCGUGGAAGCGGUUAAGGCUCGAUGCCAGAGUAUGGGUUGCCCAGCACUCGAAGAAUAUGAUUUUAGAAACGAUGAAAUCAACCCUACGCUUGAUAUAGACUUGAAACCCAAUGCACAAAUCCGGAGUUACCAAGAGAAGAGUUUGAGCAAAAUGUUCGGCAACGGACGAGCCAAGAGCGGGAUAAUCGUGCUGCCUUGCGGUGCAGGAAAGACGCUUGUUGGGAUAACUGCGGCUUGUACAAUCAAGAAAGGAACGAUUAUCCUUUGUACUAGUUCGAUGUCUGUUGUCCAGUGGCGGAACGAAUUUCUCCGGUGGUCGAAUAUUGACCCCGGUGAUAUAGCCGUCUUCACCUCAGACAACAAGGAAAAAUUCAAGAGAAGUACCGGAAUCAUUGUGUCCACAUAUUCCAUGGUGUCACAAACACGCGCCCGUUCGCAUGAUGCACAGAAGAUGAUGGACUGGUUGCAGUCUCGGGAAUGGGGUUUGAUGCUUCUGGAUGAAGUCCAUGUCGUCCCCGCAUCGAUGUUCCGAAAAGUCACGUCGGCUAUUGCUACCCAGGCAAAACUUGGGCUUACAGCUACACUUCUGCGUGAGGAUGACAAGAUCAAAGAUUUAAACUUCUUGAUUGGUCCUAAACUGUACGAAGCAAACUGGAUGGAGUUGUCUGAACAGGGCCACAUUGCAAAAGUUCAGUGCGCUGAGGUUUGGUGUCCCAUGACGACGGAAUUUUACUCGGAGUAUAUGCGCGAGAAAUCUAGGAAGGCAGCUUUACUGUACAUUAUGAACCCGAGAAAGUUCCAGGCGUGUCAGUUCUUGAUCGACUACCAUGAAAAGCGUGGAGACAAAGUCAUUGUUUUCUCUGACAAUGUUUAUGCUCUGGAACGAUAUGCUCUGAAAUUAAACAAAGCCUAUAUAUAUGGUGGAACUCCUCAAAAUGAGCGCUUGCGGAUUCUGGAGAAUUUCCAGCAUAACGAACAGGUCAAUACGAUCUUCUUGUCCAAGAUUGGUGAUACCUCGCUAGAUCUCCCGGAAGCUACUUGCUUAAUUCAGAUAUCAUCGCACUAUGGAUCACGUCGUCAAGAGGCCCAGCGCCUUGGGCGUAUCCUACGAGCUAAACGCAGAAACGAUGAAGGCUUCAAUGCUUUCUUCUAUUCACUCGUGUCAAAGGACACUGACGAAAUGUUUUACUCCUCAAAACGGCAAGCUUUCUUAGUUGAUCAGGGGUACGCCUUCAAGGUGAUCACCCACUUGGAAGGGAUUGAAAAUCUGGAAGGCCUUGCAUAUGCCACCCCAGGGGAGCGUCGGGAACUAUUACAAGAAGUGAUGUUGCAGAAUGAAACAUCUGCGGCUGUAGAAGAGGUUGUGGAUGAUCUUUUCAGUGGACGUUCAGGAGGCCCGAAAUCUCGAGCUGCGACGAACAAAGCUGCGGUGAGACGCAGCGCGGCGACUUUGAGCGGACUUGCUGGCGGUGAGGAUAUGGCGUAUAUCGAACAUAAUAAGAGCAGAAAUAAGCAAUUGAAGGAGAAAGUGGGCCAUCACCCACUAUUCAAGAAGAUCGAGAGAGAUCGUUUGAAGAGGAAGCAGGCCCUGAACCAAGGUAAAAGAUAG